Molecule: messenger RNA, 780 nt
Organism: Colossoma macropomum (tambaqui)
Lineage: Eukaryota; Metazoa; Chordata; Actinopteri; Characiformes; Serrasalmidae
Gene: rps8a
Product: ribosomal protein S8a
Exons: 6
Coding region: 103-729 (208 amino acids)
Biological process (GO): translation; maturation of SSU-rRNA from tricistronic rRNA transcript (SSU-rRNA, 5.8S rRNA, LSU-rRNA)
Cellular component (GO): ribosome; cytosolic small ribosomal subunit
Molecular function (GO): structural constituent of ribosome
Source: RefSeq, a predicted model, not a curated record
ACUCGGACUUCCCCCAGUCUUCUCGCGAAGUCUCGCGAUACGUGGGUCCUUGAAACAUGCCCAUGAGCCUUUGGGGUUCCUCUUUCUAGCCGGCGCCUGAGAAUGGGUAUCUCAAGGGACAACUGGCAUAAACGCCGCAAGACUGGCGGUAAACGCAAACCCGUCCACAAGAAGAGGAAGUAUGAGCUCGGCCGGCCAGCCUCAAACACCAAGCUUGGACCUAAGCGUAUCCACACAGUGAGGGUCCGUGGUGGGAACAAGAAAUACCGUGCCCUGAGGCUCGACGUGGGCAACUUCUCUUGGGGCUCAGAGUGCUGCACCCGUAAGACCAGGAUCAUCGAUGUGGUCUACAAUGCCUCCAACAACGAGCUGGUGAGAACCAAGACCUUGGUGAAGAACUGUGUGGUCCUUGUGGACAGUGGUCCAUUCAGGCAGUGGUACGAGUCUCACUACGCCCUUCCUCUCGGACGCAAGAAGGGAGCCAAGCUGAGCCCUGAAGAGGAGGACAUUCUGAACAAGAAGAGGUCAAAGAAGGUUCAGAGGAAGUUCAGUGAACGCAGAAAGAACAGCAAGAUCAGCCCUCUCCUGGAAGAGCAGUUCCUGCAGGGUAAACUGCUCGGCUGCAUUGCCUCCAGACCCGGACAGUGUGGUAGAGCUGAUGGCUACAUCCUGGAGGGUAAAGAACUGGAGUUCUACCUGAGGAAGAUCAAAGCCAAGAAAGGCAAAUAAAUGUACAGCUCUGUUUGAUACCAUCACUAUUAAAAAGGAAAAUGCCCCACA